Molecule: messenger RNA, 7803 nt
Organism: Otolemur garnettii (small-eared galago)
Lineage: Eukaryota; Metazoa; Chordata; Mammalia; Primates; Galagidae
Gene: CNTRL
Product: centriolin
Exons: 44
Coding region: 179-7393 (2404 amino acids)
Molecular function (GO): protein binding
Source: RefSeq, a predicted model, not a curated record
CAAAAUGGCCGCUGCGCCGCUGGGUCCCUGAAGGGAAGGACGUGCGCGUCUUUCGCUCCGCCAAGUCCCGCGGGGCUUAUCGGCCCGAUACCUAGGCAGUGAGUGCCAGGCCUGGUCGAGGCAGCCCUCCGUUGUCCGGUCCAAGCGGUGUUGAUGGGUACCAGGCUUUACUCUUGAAAUGAAGAAAGGUCCUCAACAAAAAAUAUUCUCCAGUGCAAAGAUGCCAUUAUCAUCUCACUCUCCUAGUGCGUCAUCUCUUACGUCCAAUAUGAGAUCUAGGUCACUUUCGCCUUUAACUGGAUCUGAGACUUUGCCUUUUCAUUCUGGAGAACGGCAUUGUGAGCAAGUUGAGAUUACAGAUGAAGACAAUAUGCCUUUGGACAACCAAGACCAUAAAGGAGCUGUUUCACGAGUAGGAGUUCGAUAUAUUACAGAGGCCCUCAUUAAAAAACUUAGUAAACAGGACAAUUUGGCCUUGGUAAAAUCUCUGAACCUUUCACUUUCUAAAGAUGGUGGUAAGAAAUUUAGGUAUAUUGAGAAUUUGGAAAAAUGUAUUAAACUUGAAGUACUAAAUCUCAGUUACAAUCUAAUUGGAAAGAUUGAGAAGAUGGACAAACUGUUAAAAUUACGUGAACUCAACUUAUCAUAUAACAAAAUCAGCAAAAUUGAAGGCAUAGAAAAUUUGUGUAAUCUGCAAAAGCUAAACCUUGCAGGAAAUGAAAUUGAGCAUAUCCCCGUAUGGCUAGGGAAGAAGUUAAGGUCUUUGCAAGUCCUCAAUCUGAAAGGCAACAAGAUAUCAUCGCUCCAAGAUGUAAGCAAGUUGAAACCACUUCAAGAUUUGACUUCUCUGAUCCUAAUUGAAAAUCCAAUUGUGACCCUUCCUCACUAUCUCCAGUUUACCAUUUUCCACCUCCGUUCACUGGAAAGUUUGGAAGGUCAGCCAGUUACCACUAAGGAUAGACAGGAAGCUUUUGACAGAUUCAGUUUAGAAGAGGUAGAAAGACUAGAAAGAGACUUGGAAAAGAAGACAAUGGAAACUGAGGAGCUUAAGAGCAAACAAGAAAGGUUCCUUGAGGAAAUUAAAAAUCAAGAUAAACUGAACAAAUCAUUAAAAGAGGAGGCUAUGUUACAGAAACAGAGCUGUAAGGAGCUAGAGAGUGACCUGAACACAAAGAAUGAAUUGCUAAAACAGAAGACCAUGGAACUAACACGAGCAUGUCAGAAGCAGUAUGAGCUGGAACAGGAAUUGGCCUUUCAUAAAAUUGAUGCUAAAUUUGAGCCACUAAAUUAUUAUCCAUCAGAGUAUGGUGAAAUUGACAACACCCCAGAUGAAAGUCCUUACAUUGGCAAAUCAAGAUACAAGAGAAAUAUGUUUGCCACAGAGAGUUACAUUAUUGAUAAUGCCCAGGCAGUGCAGAUCAAGAAGAUUCAGCUAGAUGAAGAGGAACAGCUUAGAAAUGAGCAUGUGAACUUGAGAACUCAUGUACCACCGAAUGUACAACUGGAAGACAAAGAAAAAAAAAUAAGUGCAGCACAAACUCGACUGUCAGAACUUCAUGAUGAAAUAGAAAAGGCAGAACAACAGAUUUUAAGAGCUACGGAAGAAUUUAAACAACUAGAAGAAGCUAUACAACUAAAAAAAAUUUCAGAGGCAGAGCGAGACCUUCUUCUCAGACAGUUGAGUGGUAAACUACAACUUGUAAAUAAACUACGCCAGGAAGCUCUGGAUCUAGAACUGCGAAUGGAAAAGCAAAGGCAAGAAAGUACUGAAAAGGACAAGGAGAUCCAGGACCUACAAAUAGCCGUAGAUACCCUGGAUUCCAAAGACCCAAAACACUCUCAUAUGAAGGCUCAGAAAAGGGGUAAAGAACAACAGCUUGACAUUAUGAGCAAGCAGUACAAACAACUUGAAAGCCGUUUGGAUUCGAUACUUUUUAGAAUUGCUAAGGAGACUGAAGAGAUUAAGGACCUUGAACAACAGCUUACUGAAGGCCAGAUAGCAGCAAAUGAAGCCCUGAAGAAGGAUUUAGAAGGUGUCAUUAGUGGAUUGCAAGAAUACCUGGGGACCAUCAAAGGCCAAGCAACUCAGGCCCAGAAUGAGUGCAGGAAGCUACAGGAAGAGAAAGAGACAUUGCUACAGAAAUUGACUGAAGUCAAGCAGGAAAGGGACCAACUGGAAAUAGUUGCCAUGGAUGCAGAAAAUAUGAAAAAGGAGCUUGCAGAGCUAGAAAGUGCCCUCCAGGAGCAGCAUGAGAUGAAUGUGUCCUUGCAGCAGACUCAAGGAGAUCUCAGUGCCUAUGAAACUGAGCUAGAGGCUCAGAUGAAACUGAAGGAUGCUGAAGCCAACCAGCUCAAGGAAGAGUUGGAAAAACUCACAAGGCUUACUGAGUUAGAACAAUCAACCCUUCAAGCAGAGCUUGAGAAGGAAAGACAAGCCCUCAAGAGUGCCCUUGGAAAAGCCCAGUUCUUAGAAGAAAAGGAACAAGAGAAUAGUGAGCUCCGCACAAAACUUAAACAACUGCAGGAUGAUAAUAACCUGUUAAAACAGCAACUUAAAGAUUUCCAGAAUCACUUCACCCAUAAGGUCAAUGGUUUGAUUCGUCCAGAAGAAGUGGCAACUCGUGUGAAUGAGCUAAAGGCAAAACUGAAAUUAGGAGUUGGGGAAAUAAGAAUCCAUAGUCCUUCAGAUGUCUUAGGGAGAAGUCUUGCUGAUUUACAAGAACAAUUCAGUGAAAUUCUUGCACACUCCCAGUGGGAAAGAGAAGAAGCACAAGUUAGAGAGAGAAAACUCCAAGAAGAAAUGGCUCUGCAGAAAGAAAAACUGGCAAAUGGACAAGAAGAGUUCAAGCAGGCGUGUGAAAGAGCUCUUGAAGCAAGAAUUAAUUUUGAUAAGAGGCAACAUGAAGCAAGAGUCCAGCAGUUAGAAAAUGAAAUUCACUAUUUGCAAGAAAAUCUAAAAAGUAUGGAAGAAAUCCAAGGCCUUACAGAUCUCCAACUUCAGGAGGCAGAUGAAGAGAAGGAGAGAAUUCUAGCUCAACUCCAAGAAUUAGAAAAAAAGAAGCAACUUGAAGAUGCCAAAUCUCAGGAGCAAUUUUUUGGUUUAGAUAAAGAAUUAAAGAAACUAAAGAAAGCUGUGGCCAACUCUGAUAAGCUAGCCACAGCUGAGCUCACCAUUGCCAAAGACCAACUUAAGUCGCUUCAUGGAACUGUUUUGAAAAUUAACCAGGAGCGAGCAGAGGAGUUGCAGGAAGCAGAGAGGUUCAGCAGAAAGGCAGCACAAGCGGCCAGGGAUCUGACUCGAGCAGAAGCUGAGAUUGAACUCCUGCAGAAUCUCCUCAGGAAGAAGGAAGAGCAGGUUCGAACUGAGAUGGAGAAAGCAGAUGCAGCUACUGGAGGAGUAAACUCACAGGUGCUAGAGUUCGAGAAACUGAAUGAGACAAUGGAGCGACAAAGGACAGAGAUUGCAAGGCUGCGGAAUGUACUAGACUUCAUUGGGGCUGACAACAAAGGAGGCUUUGAAAACAUUUUAGAAGAAAUUGCCGAACUUCGUCGUGAAGUUUCUUAUCAAAAUGAUUAUAUCAGCAGUAUGGCCGAUCCUUUCAAAAGACGAGGCUAUUGGUACUUUAUGCCACCACCACCACCAUCAUCAAAAGUUUCCAGCCACAGUUCCCAGGCCACCAAGGACUCUGGAGUUGGCUUAAAGUACACAGCCUCGACUCCCAUUAGAAAAUCAUGUCCUGGGCAGCAAGAUGGGAGGGAAGGCAGUGGACCUCCACCUGCCUCAGGAUACUGGGUUUAUUCUCCCAUCAGGAGUGGGUUACAUAAGUCAUCUCCAAACAGAGAUGCAGACAGUGGAGGAGGUAGCCAAGAAGAGAGUGAUCCAGAUGACCAAGAGGAAACCCCGUUCGUGCCUCCCCCUGGAUACAUGAUAUACACCGUGCUUCCUGAUGGUUCUCCUGUACCGCAGGGCAUGGCCCUCUAUGCACCGCCUCCUCCCUUGCCCAACAAUAGCCAACCUUUCACCCCUGGCACUGUUGUUUAUGGCCCACCCCCUGCUGGGGUCCCCAUAAUAUACGGGCCUCCACCCCCCAACUUUUCUGUCCCACUCAUUCCUUUGGGUGUGCUGCAUUGCAACGUCCCAGAACAUCAUAACUUAGAGAAUGAAGUUUCUAGAUUAGAAGACAUAAUGCAGCAUUUAAAAUCAAAGAGAUGGGAAGAGCGGUGGAAAAGAGCAUCCAGGCAGCAGUCUGAGAAAGAAAUGGAAGAACUGCAACAUAAUACUGAUAGUCUUUUGCAAGAAAAGAAAGACUUGGAACAGUGGAGAAGAGCAUCUAAGCAGCAGUCUGAGAAAGAAAUGGAAGAACUGCAACAUAACAUCGAUGGUCUUUUGCAAGAAAAGAAAGACUUGGAGCGGUGGAGAAGAGCAUCCAAGCAGCAGUCUGAGAAGGAAAUGGAAGAACUGCAACAUAAUAUUGAUGGUCUUUUGCAAGAAAAGAAAGACUUGGAGCAUGAAGUAGAAGAAUUACAUCAAGCUAUCCAGAAACGUCAACAGCAAAAGGACUUCAUUGAUGGAAAUAUUGACAAUCUUGUGACUGAACUAGAAAUAGAAAAAUCACUCAAACACCAUGGUGAUAUUGUUGAUGAAAUUGAGUGCAUUGAGAAGACCCUUCUGAAACGUCGCUCAGAACUUAGGGAAGCUGACCGACUGCUGGCAGAGGCUGAGAGUGAACUUGCAUGCACAAAAGAGAAGACAAAAAAUGCUGUUGAAAAGUUUGCUGAUGCCAAGAGAGGUUUACUGCAAACUGAGUCAGAUGCUGAGGAGUUAGAAAAGAAAGCUCGGGAAACUGCUAUUAACCUUGUUAAAGCUGAUCAGCAGCUAAGAUUGCUCCAGGCUGAUGCAAAGGAUUUGGAGCAACACAGAAUCAAGCAAGAAGAAAUCUUGAAAGAAAUAAACAAAGUGGUGGCAGCAAAAGACUCAGACUUCCAGUGUUUAAACAAAAAGAAGAAAAAACUGAUGGAAGAGCUUCAGAAACUGCAAAAAGAUAUCAAGACGGCAGAACAGAGUGAGGAUCACCACCUGCAGGUGCUUAAAGAAUCUGAGACCCUCCUUCAGGCCAAGAGAGCUGAGCUGGAAAAGCUGAAAAGCCAGGUGACAAGUCAGCAGCAGGAGAUAAUUGUCUUGGACAGGCAGUUAGGGCAUAAAAAGGAGGAGCUGCAUCUACUCCAUGGAAGCAUGGUCCAGGCAAAAGCUGACCUUCAGGAAGCUUUGAGACUGGGAGAAACUGAAGUAACCGAGAAGUGUAGUCACAUCAGGGAAGUAAAAUCUCUUCUGGAAGAACUCAGUAUUCAGAAAGGAGAACUGAAUGUCCAGAUUAGUGAAAAAAAAACUCAACUUGCACUUAUAAAGCAGGAAAUUGAAAAAGAGGAAGAAAAUCUUCAGGUAGUUUUAGGGCAGAUGUCUAAACAUAAAACUGAACUAAAGAAUAUUCUGGACAUGUUGCAACUUGAAAACAAUGAGCUACAAGGUUUGAAGCUACAACAUGACCAAAAAAUGUCUGAGUUAGAGAAGAUUCAGGUUGAAGUGCUAGAGGAGAAACUGGAGUUAGAGAAUUUGCAGCAGAUAGCCCAGCGACAGAAAGGGGAAAUAGAAUGGCAGAAGCAGCUCCUUGAGAGAGAAAAAGGAGAAAUAGAGCAAAUGACUUCUGAGUCACAAGUAUUACAGUCUUGUGUUGAGCGUUUGAACAAAGAAAAGGAAGAUCUCCAGGAGAAAUGUGACAUUUGGGAAAAGAAGGUGGCACAAACCAAAAGGGUUUUAGCAGCAACUGAAGAAAACAGCAAAAUGGAAAAAUCAAACUUAGAAAAGAUGGAAUCGAAUGUCAGAGAACUGAAGAAGGAACUAGACCAACUAUACAGAGACAAGCUUACACUGCAUAACGACAUAGUAGCAGUGCAGCAGCAGCUACAAGAAAAACGAGAAGCAGUAAACUCACUACAGGAUGAACUAGCUAAGGUGCAAGACCGUUUGAAUCUAGCAAAACAGGACCUGCUUCACACCACCAAACGUCAGGAUGUAUUGGUUAGUGAGCAGACCCAACUCCAGGAUGACAUCAGUGAAUGGAUAAAGAGGAUUGAAAACUGUCAAAAAGAAGGGGAGACAAAACAACAACAACUUCAUGUGCUUCAGAAAGAAAUUGAGGAAAACAAGCUCAAACUAGUUCAACAAGAAACGAUGCUGCAGAAACUCCAGAAAGAGAGAGAAAGUGAAGAAAAAAAAUUAGAAGCCAGUAAAGUGACACUGAAGGAACAGCAGUACCAGCUGGAAAAGGAAAUAAUAGAGCAGAAAAGCAACUUGGACCAGAUGCUCACAAAGGUGUUGGUGGCUGAAGAGCGUGUCAGGACUCUGCAGCAAGAGGAGAGGUGGGGUGAGAGCCUCGAGAAGACACUCUCCCAAACCAAACGGCAGCUUUCAGAAAGGGAGCAGCAAUUAAUAGAAAAGUCAAGUGAGCUGCUGACUCUUCAGAAAGAGGCAGACUCUAUGAGGGCAGACUUCAGCCAACUGCGGAACCAGUUCUUGACAGAAAGAAAGAAAGCUGAGAAGCAGGUGACCAGUCUGAAGGAAGCACUAAAGAGCCAGCGGAGCCAGCUGGAGAAGAACCUUCUUGAGCAAAAACAAGAGAACAGCUGCAUGCAAAAGGAAAUGGCCACAAUCGAACUGGUAGCCCAGGACAACCACGAGCGGGCCAAGCGCCUGAUGAAGGAGCUCAACCAGAUGCAGCACGAGUACACGGAGCUCAAAAAGCAGAUGGAAAACCAAAAAGACUUGGAGAGAAGACAGAUGGAAAUCAGUGACGCAAUGAGGACACUUAAAUCGGAAGUCAAAGAUGAAAUCAGAACCAGCCUGAAGAAUCUCAACCAGUUUGUUCCAGAACUACCAACAGAUCUAGAAGCUAUUUUGGAAAGAAAUGAAAACCUAGAAGGAGAGUUGGAAAGCUUGAAAGAGAACUUUCCAUUCACCAUGACUGAGAGAUCUUUUGAAGAAAAACUGAAUUUCCCCAAAGUUCACAAAAUGGAUGGGCACUGGCGUGGAGAAGCACUCCGGGAGGAACUGCGUCACCGUGAAGAUCGACUCAAGGCCCAACUUCGACACUGUAUGUCCAAGCAAGCAGAAGUAUUAAGUAAAGGAAAGCGGCAGACAGAGGGCACAUUACACAGUUUGAGGAGACAAGUUGAUGCUUUAGGGGAAUUGGUCACCAGCACCUCUACAGAUUCAACAUUGUCACCCAGUCUGUCCCAAAUGGAGUCUACCCUUGCAGAGGAUUCUCAACUUGGACAAAAUCAGAGCUUCUUACUACAGGUUCUACAAAGUCCAUCAAAACCACCAGAUGGUUACUGACACUGAUGGCAAUUCCCAGCUUCCUGCUCACAGGGAAUACGGCACAGCCAGAUGAGGAAUACUGUAUUACGUAAAUGUAUUUGAGGAAAUACCUUCUCCACUACCUCACCAACUUGAUAAUUGGCAUGCCACUUGGUUUUUUGCCAAAGCUCCUCUGUAGUUUAUUUUGCUGAUAAUGUUAACACCAGGGGAUUUUGUAAAUCACUUUUACAUGUGGGAAUAGUUGUAUACAAUUUAAACCACGGUUCUAGGUGGCUGAGGAUUGUUUUUUUUAAAUCUUUGGACUGUAUUUUUAUAAAACCAAUGUUGAUUUUAACUGCAUAUUUUUAUCUAUAAACUGGUAAACCUCAUGACAAAGAAAAAGAAUGUACCUAAGCUUCUUUUCAUUUACAGAGUGUCAAGUUAUUUAA